CCUGGAUCCCCAUACAAAGCUCAGAUCAGGCUCUUCACGCCCUCAGGCAACAUCAUUCCAAAAGGCCCUAACAAAUACCCAGUCGACCCCCCACCCCCAACCGAAAUGCUGGCCACGGGCCUGGUGGUGGUGGUGGCAUAGUUUUAUUUUUAUACAAAGUAGGACUGACGAAGCCUUACAUUUCGUCCUUGAGUCGGGGUGUGGGGCUGUGCCAUCCCGCCCCCUUUCCCGUUUCCUACCGGCCUGAUUAUUUCAAUAUUUGUCUAUUUUAAAAUAAGUAGGCCUACCGGUAUUAGAUGUCAUUCAAUAUAGAGAAAGAAAAUUAAUUUUAUUCAUCUGUUAAUAACUGGGUCAGAAGACCAUCUUGAUAUGACAACAGAGAAUGAAGAAAAUGCUGACAAAAUAAUAAAGAAUAUUCAAGAUGAAUUACGACAUUGCCUUCCUGUCGAUGCAAUUUCUGAUACAGAACGUAUUGUCUUCCCAACAUCUGGACCGAAUGCUGAUUGUGACUCCUCCACUACUGUACAUGUUGAUGCUUUCUUGUUUGAGGAGGACAUCAUUGACCAACUGGUUGAUGAAGGCCGACUGAGUCGAAAUUACUGCACAAAGUGUGGAUCCCGGGAGGUGAAACCACUCACAUUUAUCACUCACUCUGCUUCUGCAUCACAAGUGAAGUACAUCUUUAAACACUUGCUUCCCAACUUAACUGGGAAGAUGCUUGUAGACAUUGGUUCCAGAACGGGAGCAAUGCUUUAUGGGGCACAUUUAUACAGCUGUUGCAAAUAUGUUGUGGGAGUUGAAAUUGAUGAGCCAUUCUGUAAUCUCCAAAGUCAGAUUGUAGCAAAGUACAACAUGCAAGAUCGUAUUCAGAUCAUCCAUGGUAACAUCAUGAAUCAACAAGAGAUUUUAAAGUGCAGCCAGGUGAUCAUUCUGAACAAUGUUUUUGAUUUCUUUCUCUCUGAAGAUGAACAGGCGAAGGUUUGGCACUUCCUUUAUGAUACUGUCAAAGAAAAGGGAACACUGCUUGUGACUAAUCCUAGUCUAAGCGAGGCAUUACAUCACCUGAAGAUAUCUAUAGAUCUUGCUAGCUGGGUUGAAGAACAGGAUGCAACUUUGGCAUUGUCAGAAGCAAGCAAACAUUUACCAGACAUCGAUGAUGAAGAACUGACAUGUUUUCAUUUGUACAAGGUUUUGUAAUAAAGUAUUUAUCUAGA
Messenger RNA from Gigantopelta aegis, 1214 nucleotides. RefSeq lists its product as uncharacterized. The coding region runs from base 370 to 1197 and encodes 275 amino acids. Lineage: Eukaryota; Metazoa; Mollusca; Gastropoda; Neomphalida; Peltospiridae. The record is from RefSeq and is a predicted model, not a curated record. Gene Ontology annotation, molecular function: methyltransferase activity. The transcript is spliced from 9 exons.